GCGCGCACACCGGGACGUACAGCACCGGAACUGCGCGUCUUCUGACUUUGGAUGCGCAGAGCAGGAGGAAGAGGAAGAGCAAGAGGUGGACUUACUGUGUUCUUCUUCUCUAUGUGGCUGCGUGUGUUUUUUUGUUGUACCUAAAGUCUGGACUUCCAUAGAAGAGUGAGCCGGCUGAGGACAUACCAUCAAGCCGGAUCCCAGGUAACCACCGGGCAUCCGAGGAUCUCUCCGGUUCUGGACAGCAGGUGCCGACCUCCAUGCAGGCUCUCAGGAUGGGGAGUUCUGAGGAAGCUGCUUUGUUGGGCUGGGGCUCCUUCAUUCAGCUUGCAGCUUGAGAAAGAGGAGGAGGAGGAAGCAUCUCGGUGGAGGGGUUGGGCACCGAGGACCCGAGGCUGGACCCUAACCCACGGCCCGCCAGGCUCAGCACAACGGCAGCAUGUCCGCGCGCGGAGGCCCUUCAUGGAUGUGUCGCUCCACAGCAAAGGCCAACCUGGCGCUGUGGAUUGGACUGGCGUCCAUCAGCAUGGCCGCCGUUCAGACCCAGCAGCACCCGGUGGUCACCACCAAUUAUGGAAAAUUGCGUGGGGUGAAGGUAACGUUACCCAAUGAGAUCCUGGGACCCGUGGAACAAUAUUUGGGCAUCCCGUAUGCGCUGGCCCCGAUGGGGGAGCGGAGGUUUCAGCCGCCGGAGCCGCCCAUGUCGUGGCCGGGAAUCAGGAAUGCUACUCAGUUUGCUCCGGUUUGUCCUCAGUUCUUAGAGGACCGUUUUUUGCUUAACGAUAUGCUCCCGGUGUGGUUCACCGCCAACUUGGAUACAGUCGUAACCUUCAUGCAGGAGCAGAGCGAGGACUGCCUCCACCUGAACAUCUACGUACCCACGGAGGACGACAUCCACGAUGAGAACGGGCUGAAGCCGGUCAUGGUGUACAUCCACGGCGGCUCCUACAUGGAGGGGACCGGCAACAUGAUCGACGGCAGCAUCCUGGCCAGCUACGGCAACGUCAUCGUCAUCACCAUCAACUACCGGCUCGGGGUCCUGGGGUUCCUGAGCACCGGAGACCAGGCGGCCAAGGGCAACUACGGCCUGCUGGACCAGAUCCAGGCCCUCCGGUGGAUCAAGGAGAACAUCCCGGCCUUCAAGGGAGACCCCAAGAGGGUCACCAUCUUUGGGUCAGGGGCCGGGGCGUCCUGCGUCUGCCUGCUCACCCUCUCUCACUACUCAGAAGAUCUGUUCCAGAAGGCGAUCAUCCAGAGCGGCACGGCCUUGUCCAGCUGGGCGGUCAACUACCAGCCGGCCAAGUACACGCGAGUCCUGGCCGAGAAGGUGGGCUGCAACAUGCUGGACACCAUCGACCUGGUGGAGUGCCUGCAGAACAAGAACUACAAGGAGCUGAUCGAGCAGUACAUCAUGCCCGCCAAGUACCACAUCGCCUUCGGGCCCGUGAUCGACGGCGACGUCAUACCGGACGAUCCCCAGAUCCUCAUGGAGCAAGGGGAGUUCCUCAACUACGACAUCAUGCUCGGGGUCAAUCAGGGCGAGGGCUUUAAGUUCGUGGAGGGCAUCGUAGACAGCGAGGACGGGGUGUCCGCCAAUGAUUUCGACUUCGCCGUGUCGGAUUUCGUGGACCAUCUGUACGGAUACCCGGAGGGUAAGGACACUCUGCGCGAGACCAUCAAAUUCAUGUACACGGACUGGGCGGACAAGGACAACCCAGAGACUCGUCGCAAGACCCUGGUGGCUCUGUUCACCGACCACCAGUGGGUGGCGCCGGCAGUGGCCACGGCGGACCUCCACGCCCAGUACGGCUCGCCCACCUACUUCUAUGCGUUUUACCACCACUGCCAGAGUGAUAUGAAGCCCAGCUGGGCCGAUUCGGCUCACGGCGACGAGGUGCCGUACGUCUUUGGGAUCCCCAUGAUCGGACCCACGGAUCUCUUCAACUGCAACUUCUCCAAGAACGACGUGAUGCUGAGCGCCGUGGUCAUGACCUACUGGACCAACUUCGCUAAAACAGGGAAUCCGAAUCAACCGGUUCCACAGGACACAAAGUUCAUCCACACGAAGCCCAACCGCUUCGAGGAGGUGGCCUGGACCAAGUACAACCCCAAAGACCAGCUCUACCUUCACAUCGGCCUCAAGCCUCGAGUCCGGGACCACUACCGGGCCACCAAGGUGGCCUUCUGGUUGGAACUAGUUCCGCAUCUCCACAACAUCAAUGAAUUCUUCCAAUACGUAUCCACCACCACCAAAAUACCGCCGCAGGACACCACCCCGUACCCUUACACCAAGCGCUUCCCUGGCAAAAACACCUGGCCGUCCACCACGGGCCACCCGGGGGCCCCGCCCGCCGACGCCAAGCAGACCACCGACCAGCGCAAGAGCGGCGACCUGACGGACGAGUCCGCCGUGGCGAUGGAGACCAAGAGGGACUACUCCACCGAGCUGAGCGUCACCAUCGCGGUGGGCGCCUCCCUCCUCUUCCUGAACAUCCUGGCCUUCGCCGCGCUGUACUACAAGAAGGACAAGCGGCGGCACGAGUCCAACCGGCGGGCGCCCGCCCCGCAGCGCCACUCGGCGCCCGCCAACGCGCCCUCCGCCUCCAGCGACGUGGCCCACCUGCAGAGCGAGGCGCUGAUGUCGCUGCAGAUGAAGCAGCUGGAGCUGGAGCACGAGCACCACCACGAGUGCGAGUCGCUGCAGACUCACGACACGCUGCGCCUCACCUGCCCGCCCGACUACACCCUCACGCUGCGCCGCUCGCCCGACGACGUCCCGCUGAUGACGCCGAGCACCAUCACCAUGAUCCCCAACUCGCUGGCUGGCAUUCAGCCUCUGCACAACUUCAAUACCUUCGGCGGCAGCCAGAACAGUACCAACCUACCCCACGGCCACUCCACCACGCGGGUAUAGCUCCACCGGGGGGCGCUACGGCGCCGGUGUCCUUCUGGAUCGGCCACUGACCUCGCAAGGCCACGUACGAGUGGCUACGUGUGUGAAGCACAGACUGAGAAGAUGUUAUUUUGGUUCCAUGUCUUCUGGAAGAGCAUAUUCAGCAUAAACUGACCCCGGAAAUAUUCAAAGUGAAUGUUACUACAGUAUUAACUGGACUUGGCGCUAAGCUUCAUGGAUGGUUUUUGAGGAGUUUGACCAAAAGAGGCAACCAGGGGAAGACUAUUAUUAUUCUUACAAUAUCAGUGUGACAGGAAGCUUUUUCAGAGGCGUGUGUGCCAUGAAUACACAACGGGAAGACCACCCUCGUUGAAAAGCAACAAUUAAAAUGUAUGGAAUCAUCUUUUCAUGAUCCUUCAUGCAUCAGACUCGGGCACAGAAUUCUACACCCCAGCCUGAAAUGUAUUUAUGAAAACUUUGUAAAAAAAAAAAAUGAUAAAAAAGAAGAAAAAGAAAACAAGAAAUGAAAACACGAAAAGGGAAGUUUAGUUGUACGUGGACAUUUUUUAAGUCUAAAAAAAGAAACCGAUAUGUAUUUAAAAAAAAAUCAUUUUAUCAUUGUUUUUUCAUUAUUAUUAUUUUGGGCUGAAAUCUUUUGGGUCUCCCAGCCCGUGCUUUCUGUUUAGGUGCGUGUAAAUAUAUCCAAACGUUCAUUCUUAUUCUGACGAUCACAACCUGCAUUUCUAUGAUUUUCCACGGAACAACCAAAAUGCGAACACAAUCCCAUCAUCAUCACGUACAUCACCUUGUUCCCACUCUUUAAGCUGCGUUCACACCAAAAGCAUUCCGCGAAUAUUCUCAACGCUUUACUCGCGUGAGUUUACUCGCUUGACUAUUUGAGGCUUUUCGCGUCACUCGCUUCUUUCGCGCCUUAAAGGGGGCGGGGCUUAUCUCAUUUACUCCGUGGAAACAGUUAUCAUGUCCUUCAUCCAGCAUGAACAACUCACCACUAGUUCUGCUUCAUACUUGUUGAGGACAUCCCUCAAACGUCUGAACAUGUAACGCCCUCGUGAUUGGUUCAUAACAUUAAUAUCAUAUAUAUAUAUAUUUAUAGAUGACAUCACCCGUAGGCUCACACAGCUCAGUAACCUUCACCUCUAGUCUGAUUGUCUCUUCAGCUCCACGAGAGCAGCAGUUACAUUCACCAUAGGCGGAGCAGCUCAAAGGAUUGGCUUUCACAACUCGGCGUUGAGCGAAUUUUUUGCAAAAGUUAAAUUUUUCAACUUGAGGCGAAUGAGGCGAAUUUUUCGCCUCCCGAAAUUCGCAUCAUUGGCAACCAUUUGUAUCCAUACGCAAACAUUCGCGUCUUUUGGUGUGAACACAGCUUCAGACAUCACAUGUCCAGGAGGAGCUGGUCUUGUAUAUCUUAUAUCUUUCUGUCUUGCAAUGUCACCACUGCCUGAGCUUGCAAUGUGACCGGCAAUGUAUUAUUUGGAAUUUUAAAAUAGGCAGAGAUUUUGUUUUGUAUCAAUAUUAGUUGGAUAUGUUUGUAAAGGAACUAUAUGUUAGAUAUUUCAAAUUGUCAUAUGCUAGCAAUAUGUAAAGUAUAUUGCUGGACUUGUGUUAUUUUGGGUUACAAAAAGCAAGUGAAUGAGUGUAAAUAUUAAUGAUAUUAAUUAUUAUACAAUUACGACAAAAGUAACCGAUACCUCGUUUUUUUUCUCGUUUUUUUUGCAUCCCAUUACAAAAAAAUGGAAAGCAAUGGAAGUACAUCCAGAAGAAUUUAAGCUACAUUUGUACAUUCUAUAAAAGAUAUAUUCUUGCCAUUUGGUCCCUAAGCCAGUCAAGAAGACAAGGGUUUUAAUGUAGAGUUUUAAAAUCCUUAGUUGGUCUUAAUUUUGUUUGCGGUUUUGCCUUAAGUGAUAAUAGAGAUAUUUCUGGCUGGAAACCUGUAUAAACCUUUUCUGCAACAUUUUUUAAUAAAAUAUCACAGUAUUUUCUAAAAAAGAGAAAAAAACACA
Messenger RNA from Pseudoliparis swirei, 4914 nucleotides. It is a transcript of the gene nlgn4xa, whose product is annotated as neuroligin 4 X-linked a. The record is from RefSeq and is a predicted model, not a curated record. The transcript has 6 exons. Gene Ontology annotation, biological process: modulation of chemical synaptic transmission; synaptic vesicle endocytosis; postsynaptic membrane assembly. Gene Ontology annotation, cellular component: cell surface; postsynaptic specialization membrane; synapse. The coding region runs from base 440 to 2914 and encodes 824 amino acids. Lineage: Eukaryota; Metazoa; Chordata; Actinopteri; Perciformes; Liparidae. Gene Ontology annotation, molecular function: neurexin family protein binding; signaling receptor activity.